AUGAAAGCCGCACGCGAGCCAGAAAACUGUAGAAAAGAUAUUGUCAGCGGAUCGCGAUAUCAAGAACAAAUAGCGAAGAAUUUCAACGGGCACCAACAUCCUAUCACGCUAUUUUUCAGCGCUGACGGUGUUCCUUUAUGUCGAUCAAACACAAAGUCCGCGUGGAUUUUUUCGGCCUACACAAUCGAAAUUCCUCCACAAUAUCGAUAUUCAUUUAGAAACAUGUGUUUAUUCCAGUACAGCAUUGGGCCAAUCAAACCAUAUUUAUCCGUAACAUUAGCCCGGACGUUGAAACAAUUGGUUCAACUGAAAGAACAUGAUCUGGAAUUAUAUUUUCAAAAUCGCUCGAUUUCGUUUCACGUCGAUUAUUUAUUCUUUGUGGCUGAUUUUCCUGCUUUAUAUUUGUUCUUAAAUUUUAUCAGUAGUACCGGUUAUAAUUCAUGUUUUACCUGCUUGGCUCCUGGCGAUUAUGACCGACAACUGGGUAAAGUUGUUUAUCAGAAAGUCGGCUACCAGCUUCGAACGAAUCGCAUGUAUUACGAUGAUUUAAAAAUUGCUCGCCAAAAAAAAGCAAUAUCCCAAGCAAUGAAGAAGAUACCAACGUGUCCUGGAAUAAAGGGUGAAUCUGUUCUUGAUUCGAUCUUUCCUGAUAAACUGAUUACGUCGGUAAACUAUGAUUAUAUGCAUAGCACGAUAAAGUGUGUAUCAGAGCUCCGUAUGGACUGGACUGAGUCCAUAGUCCAGUCCAGUCCAGCCCAUGUGGACUGGACUGGAUUUUUUGGUUUUCAUGGACUCGGACUGGUCUGGACUCAAACUUUAAAAACCAUGGACUGA
Messenger RNA from Didymodactylos carnosus, 834 nucleotides. Lineage: Eukaryota; Metazoa; Rotifera; Eurotatoria; Philodinida; Philodinidae. The record is from the annotation of a GenBank genome assembly.